AUGAGGAAGGGUAGGUCUCAGAUCGCUAUUCAAUUCGCACCGUCUCGUUUUAAUGAAGUAUACAAUAGAGAUGGGACUUUUGACGUCGCCCAGAUUGCUCGCGCGGAGUUAGAGAAAAUAUGCGACGAGGUGACCGCGAGCAUCCAGGCUUCUCAACAGUCCCGCUUCCGCUGGCGCAAGGCAAAAGCCGACCAGGCGCUCAAUGACCGCCUCCAUUCAGCCAUGAAAGCCAGCGAUGAUAGUCCGUUAAACGUGCACGAGAUUGUUGGCGAAGUUGAAGGAGGAUGGAAGUCAACUCACGGUAAGGUCUACAAGAAUUUCCAAAGAUUUUGCGCAUCCCUCCAGGCCCACGAGAAGGUCUUCGCGAUCUUUCCCAGCGAGACAAUGUAUACGUCAGUACUGUCCGGAUGCUUGUCGCUUGUCGUUCAGGCCAGCGUCAAUCACUCCUCAAUUGCUGAGACACUAUCGCAGAGCGUUGCGGACAUCAGUGACAAGGUCGCAAGCUGUGCCAUUUAUCUCGAGGUGACUCCGACAGACUCGAUGAAACGCAGGCUCGCCGAGAUAUACGCGCAGCUAUUUCGCUUCUACCGUGAUGUGCUCAAAUGGUACCUAUCAUCGUCAGCCUCCAAGGUGUUUGGCAGUCUGAACGCGACCAUCAAGUCCCGCUUCGACGAGACAGUGCAAUCAAUUGAGGGUCAGAUCAGUCAGAUGGUGCGCGAAGGCGACAUCGCAGCGCUCGCAAUCAUGCGAGUUGUGCAGCUCGAUCAGUCCGAAAUCAAAGCUCAAUAUAGCGACAUCAGAUCGCUCUUGGAGACCGUUGUUGUCCAGCAACGACGCAAUUAUCAAGACAACGAUGAUGCCCAUAUAGGAGUUAAGGUUCUCGAGAGUUUGGGUUCUGUGUACAAGGCUAUGGCGACCCGAAGGAACAGGGAGGCCUCCCACGGGAAAGCCACCCUAGUCUCUCAAGGUCGAAUUGAGGAGGGUGACUCUUCAGGGGAGAUGAUGUCUACAUCAAACGAUGAGGCCAACCAACUCGCCCUGCGAUUGCAGUUGUACGUGGUUGGCGACGACGGCUCAAAAUCCCUCGCACGUGGUGUUUCACGCACCAGCGAACCCAUCAUCCCACACAAAUUGAAGUCUCUACUGAACGAGAACGAGCAUUCACGCACACUCUGGAUCUCCGCCACGUAUUCCGACCGACUGAACUGUACUGCGCGGACCACGGCGCUCGGCUUCGUCGCGGCCGCAUGGAAAGCAGGCGCCCCAAUCCUCUCCCACUUCUGCGAUUCGCCAUCGAAGCGGCUCACAACCCCAUACGUCGGGAGCCUUGACGCCGAGCAACAGGCCGUGCUUGGCCUGGUAUACAGUCUGACGCGGCAACUCCUCCAAUUCUCACAUUCACCGCAGACCCCGCUCGACCUCUCCGAGGCCCGUUGCGAGCGCUUGCGAUGCGAUGUCGACUCUUGGCAGGAAGCACUCGAACUCUUUCGUGAAUUGCUGGCGGCUACACCAAGCAUCCGCUUCUGCCUCAUCUACGGAUUCAACAAUAACGAGUGGGCGAAGGGAGCACCCUGGCUGCGCGCUGUGCUUGACAUCCUAUUCCAUCACCAGCAGGACCAAACAGGCCGGCAUUUCCACGUCCUGCUGGUGACUUCUGGACAGUCGAGAUUGCUGGGCGCAGCGAUAAAGGCUUCUGAUCGCCACAUUAUACAAGACGGUGAUAUUGAGUCGGUGUAG
Messenger RNA from Cyphellophora europaea CBS 101466, 1737 nucleotides. RefSeq lists its product as uncharacterized. The transcript has 3 exons. The record is from RefSeq and is a predicted model, not a curated record. NCBI's taxonomy places the organism in Eukaryota, Fungi, Ascomycota, Eurotiomycetes, Chaetothyriales, Cyphellophoraceae. Bases 1 to 1737 code for a protein of 578 amino acids.